AUGCGAUACCGUCAACUCCUCGUGGCUGCAGUUAGGCUGAUGCAGCCUAAUGCUUCCCGUGCGUACAAGUUUGUGUCGACCGGCUCCACGGUACAACUCAAUGGCAUCCCCUACUACAUACCUCCAUCCCCUAUCGGCCAUGUUGAGGUCCAAUUGCCCGUUACAUCGGAUGGGCCGGACCCGUUGCCCAUAACCAUCAUCAACUCGGUAGCCAAGACAUUUGGUUCAGCCGACUUAGAGUCCAUUAAGACGCAGUUCAGCCGGCUCGAUGAUGUUUUCCAGCCUGGAUUCCUCAACGCCCUAUACAUCCAAGGUCCUGGCACGUAUCCCAAGUCCGUCAAUGACUGCUCCAUCUUCUCUUCACAAAAGAACACAUCCUUUCCCCCGGGACCUUACUUCGUCUCUCGUACAGGGUCUUUGUUUCACGCAUACCGACUCUACGCAGAUACCCAAGGCGCCUUUACGGAAACAGUGGUGCCCAACACCGAUGGCUCGUACUCGGUCCUACCGGCCAAUGUACCCGGUCAGUCACUGGCGGUAGCCGUUCCCUCGCGAUUGUACUUCACCACAUCGCGUGACAAGCCUCUGGCAGGUGUGCGUCUCGGAGUCAAAGACAUAUUCGACGUCAGAGGCCUCAAGACAGCAAACAGCAACCGCGCAUGGUAUCAGCUGUAUCCAGCCGCUAAUAGCACCGCGCCGGCCGUGCAGAACUUGGUUGAUGCCGGGGCUGUGAUUGUGGGCAAGAUGAAGACGAGCCAGUUUGCCAUCGGAGAGACUGCCACUGCCGACUGGGUCGACGUGCAUGCACCGUUCAACCCGCGCGGCGACGGCUAUCAGGACCCUUCAUCCUCUUCUGCUGGGCCUGCGGCCGGCACAGCGUCUUACCCGUGGCUCGAUAUAGCCAUCGGCUCGGAUACUGGUGGAAGUAUUAGAAGCCCGAGCCAAAUACAGGGCGUAUUCGGCAAUCGACCCAGUCAUGGUUUGGUUACGCUUGCCAAUACGAUGCCCAUUGCCCCAGGGUUUGACACCGCUGGUAUCUUCGCCCGUGAUCCCAGGCUUUGGAAGACGGCCGCCAGAGCUUUGUACCGUGACAACAUGACCAACAUCGACAAGUUUCCGUCGAGCAUUCUUACCGUGGGCUUCCCGGCUGAGACCAAUCCCGAGCUUGCAGGCAUGUUGUCAGGCUUCCUCAGACGCCUGACAGACUUUCUGUCCGCCAACAGUACGACCUUCAACUUGACCGCAUCUUGGGCGUCGUCACACCCCGACGGCCAGCCGUUUGACGCCUUCAUCAACAAUACGUACGAAAUAAUCACUGCUGCAGAGCAAGCGAAGCUCGUGCGGGACCCUUUCUACGCUGACUAUGCCGGCGCACACGACGGCCGCCGACCGUUUGUGAAUCCCAGCCCUCUUGACCGCUGGGCGGUCGCUGAUGCUUUCCCUGGCGCGCUUGACUCGGCCAAGGCAAAGCAGAGGCAAUUCCGCGAAUGGAUAGACAGUGUGGUUCUCCCGAGUGACCCGCAGACAUGCUCCAAGCACCUGUUCGUGUACGUGCCGCGAACACCAAAGCCCAAGUACCGGAAUGCGUAUCUUCAGGGCGUGACGCCGCCGGCGGCUUUCUCGACAAGCCGAAUCUCCGUCAUGGGUGAGGUGCCUGACCUCGUCGUACCAAUCGGGGAGAUUGCGUACAAGUCGGCCAUCACGAAUCACAUGGAGUAUCUGCCCGUCACGGUAGACUUGAUGGCUCGCAAGGGAUGUGAUGGCAUGUUGUUUUCCCUCGUUGAGAGGCUGCUCGCGGAGGGCAUCAUUGGCGUGGUUAAGCCAGGGAGGAGCCUCGUGAGUGGCGGAGACAUUCUUUUGUAA
Purpureocillium takamizusanense is the source of this 1863-nucleotide messenger RNA. RefSeq lists its product as uncharacterized. Bases 1 to 1863 code for a protein of 620 amino acids. The record is from RefSeq and is a predicted model, not a curated record. The transcript is spliced from 4 exons. NCBI's taxonomy places the organism in Eukaryota, Fungi, Ascomycota, Sordariomycetes, Hypocreales, Ophiocordycipitaceae.